Hyaloscypha bicolor E is the source of this 1239-nucleotide messenger RNA. Its product is annotated as putative oxidoreductase ucpA. Gene Ontology annotation, cellular component: cytosol. NCBI's taxonomy places the organism in Eukaryota, Fungi, Ascomycota, Leotiomycetes, Helotiales, Hyaloscyphaceae. Gene Ontology annotation, molecular function: oxidoreductase activity. The transcript is spliced from 4 exons. The record is from RefSeq and is a predicted model, not a curated record. Bases 343 to 1239 code for a protein of 298 amino acids.
GCUCGAUACCCAGACCUGGAAAGCAAGCCUUGAGACUUGCUCGCAUAAAAGGAGCCACAACAUUCAUUGAUUUUUGAAGCCCCACAUGGCCAGAGGUGGAAUCCCAGACACUCGCGCCUCGAAGAACCCCGCAUUUGUCAGAGAUGCAUCAUCUUCAGUUCGACGCCUCUUUGGCUGCUGCAUCCGUGAUAGCAGUUAAGAACCUGUAUAUAUACAGCCGCUGCCAGUCCGGCGUUGCUAGGUAAAUCAAUCCACUCUAAAACAACCCGUUGUCUGCGCCUAAAGGAACCCGAGAACCCUCCAAAUCUAGAUUCUACCGUUCCACGCCUUAAACACACAGCCAUGGCGGAUCCUCCAAGUGACAUGUUUGUCAAGAAAGCACAGUUUACAAAAACUGUGUACCGAGAUGUUUACCCCACCGUUGACCCCACAAAUCCAGCAAACAGUAUGGCUGGAAAAGUCAUCGUCAUAACUGGACCUAGCAAGGGGCUUGGAAGACUUGCUUUUGUGAAAUCAUUUGCGAAGGCAGUACCCAAAGCUAUGGUACUUGUAUCUCGAAAUGAAGCUGGCCUUGAGGAGGUGAAGGAUGAGAUCCAUGCUAUCAACAAAGAUGUUCUGGUGGAAAUCGUAACUACUGAUAUCAAGAAUGCUGAAUCCGUCGCAUCUUUCUGGGAGAAAGUCAAAGAGAAGUUUGGCCAUGCAGAUGUCCUCGUCAAUAAUGCCGCAGUUAUUUCAGGGGGGACCAUUGUGGAGCAACCACUUGACUCCUGGUGGAAUGACUUCGAAACAAACGUGAAAGGGACGUUUCUCGUCACCCAAGGAUUCCUGAAACUCCUGGGGAAGGAAAAGAAAGGAGCAAUCAUCAGUCUCACCACUUUUGCAGCCCAUAUGCCCUUCCCAGGUCUAUCAGCCUACUCGAUUUCAAAGUUAGCUCUCACGCAACUUCAAGCUUUUAUCGCUGUUGAGAACCCAAAUGUCACAGCGGUUGCCGUACAUCCAGGUCUCAUCCUUACCAACGCAACACUCAACUACUUCAAACCGUUUGCAAAAGAUAGCCCGGAGCUCCUUGGUGGUCUUGGUGUGUGGCUGGCAACGGAAAAUGCUACGUUCCUAAGUGGGAAGUACGUCGAGGUCAAUUGGUCCGUUGAUGAAUUAAUGGAGCGAAAAGACGAAAUUGUCAAGGAGGGGAAACUUUCAAUCGGCAUUAAGGGAGAGUUUGGAAGCGAGCGAUUUGAAUAA